Fimicolochytrium jonesii is the source of this 540-nucleotide messenger RNA. Its product is annotated as NAC domain-containing protein. The transcript is spliced from 3 exons. Gene Ontology annotation, biological process: protein targeting to membrane. Lineage: Eukaryota; Fungi; Chytridiomycota; Chytridiomycetes; Spizellomycetales; Powellomycetaceae. Gene Ontology annotation, cellular component: nascent polypeptide-associated complex; cytoplasm. Bases 1 to 540 code for a protein of 179 amino acids. The record is from RefSeq and is a predicted model, not a curated record.
AUGGCCGCCACCGAUCUCAUUGAAAAGCCCGCCGAAGAGGAGAAAUUUCCCGAACUGGUCGAUGAGUCGGACUCGGACGAUGAGGUUGCAGUAGAGGAUGCCGAGGGCAUCCUGUCCGGAGGCAAGGUGCAAAGCCGUGGCGAGAAGAAGGCCCGAAAGGCUCUUUCCAAGCUUGGUCUGAAGCAUGUGGAUGGUAUCACCCGAGUUACUAUCCGUCGCCCAAAGAACCCUGAUGUUUACAAAAGUGGGUCGAACGACACGUACGUUGUGUUUGGGGAAGCAAAGAUCGAGGAUCAGAACUCUGCAGCGCAGGCUGCAGCUGCUGAAGCCUUCAAAGCAACCGAGCACGCACAUACCAAGAAGGAGGAGGCUGUCCCAGAGUUGGCCGAGGAGGAGGAGGAGGUUGACGAGACCGGCGUAGAGGCCAAGGACGUUGAGCUUGUCAUGCAACAAGCCGGUGUGUCCAGAGGCAAGGCUGUCAAGGCUCUCAAGACGCAUAACAACGACAUCGUGAAUGCUAUCAUGGAACUGACACUGUAG